AGGUAGAAAACAGCAGGUCAGAUUCUGAUCCGCACGCGUGUCAGUCAAAGAGCAGCAAUCGAGAGGUCGGACCGUUCACGUCGACGCCAGCUACGUGAUCCCCACUGCUUUCCGGUGCUGCACUCCGCUCUCUCUGUUCCCAAGGCAUUCGUUCCGUGCUCUCCGCUUCUCUGAACUCCGCCUACAGCCAGCGUCAUGCACGAGAAGACACAGGUUGACAUCGAGUUCGGCAUGUCGGACACUGCACCGCUGCACAGUGAGCCAGACCUCGAAGAAAUGGGGUCGGGUGCGUCUGCGGCCUUGGCUUACGCCCGUACACUGGAUCUACAGCCUCCGCUCAUCGGUAUCUCGGUGAUAGGAGCGCUGCUGCUGCUGUUCGGUGGCAGCUUCCGCCCCAUCUUUCUGGUCUUCACUAUCUGCGGCUACGGCUCCGUAUUCGCGCUCUACCUGUCACACUGGGUGCUAUCCAAGGACGCAGGCACGACCGAGAUGAAGGAAGUAGCCACGCCCAUCCGUCAGGGAGCCGAGGGCUUUCUCAAAAUCCAGUACACGGCCAUCGCACGCAUCGCUGUGGCCAUUGCAGGCUUAAUCUUCUUCAGCUACGCACUAAGACCCAGCAGCACGUUGAGCUCUGGUGUGGAGAAGCUCGGCAACUUCACGCUCGGUCUGGUAUCCUCUGUAGCUUUCCUCAUUGGUGCUGUAUGCUCCGCCACAGCAGGAUACGUGAGCAUGUGGGUCUCGGCCAGGUCCAAUAUCCGCGUGGCCAGUGCGGCUCGUGGAUCUUAUGGAGACGCGCUACUAGUCUGCUUCAGAGGAGGAGCUUUCUCAGCUGUAUUGGACAUCACGCUCUGUGUCGGCGGAGUCAGUACACUGUAUGUGAUGCUGUACAUGCUGUUCGGGUCGGUGCUUCGUCCGACGGAGAUCCCGUUGCUGAUGGUCGGCUAUGGAUUCGGAGCGUCCUUUGUGGCGCUAUUCAUGCAGCUUGGUGGCGGUAUUUACACUAAGGCAGCUGAUGUGGGAGCUGAUCUGGUGGGCAAAGUGGAAGUGGGGAUUCCAGAGGACGAUCCACGUAACCCGGCGGUCAUUGCUGACUUGGUGGGAGAUAUGGUCGGCGACUGUGUUGGCAGCAGUGCUGAUGUGUUCGAGUCUGUUGCUGCAGAGAUCAUUGGAGCGAUGAUUCUAGGUGGAACUCUGGCGCGUGAGGCUCAACUGCCAUAUCCUGUGGCUUUUGUAUUCUUCCCGGUGGUCGUACACGCCUUCGACAUUGCUGUGAGCAGCGCUGGGAUCUUCAUGGUGCGAGCUCCCUCUGAUGUUGAAGCUUCCCGUCCCGAUCACAACCCAAUGGCUACUCUACAGACCGGCUACAAUGUCUCACUUUCAUUGGCGCUGGUUGGCUUUGCUUUUACCACACGUUGGCUGCUUUACACACCGGAAUACCCCUCGGCAUGGAUGAACUUCUUCCUCUGCGGUGUUGUCGGCAUGCUCACAGCUUACGUGUUUGUCAAGUCGACACAAUACUACACGGACUACGCUCACCCGCCUGUGCGUAGCAUUGCGAAGGCCAGCACGACAGGCCAUGGCACCAAUAUCAUUACUGGUGUGGCUGUAGGCAUGAAGUCUACUGUUGUGCCGACUCUUAUGGUGAGUUUCGCUGUGAUAUCCGCUUACCACUUGGGUGCCAGCUCAGGUAUUGGAGGAGUGGGGAACCGCCACGCUGGACUCUUUGGAACGGCUGUAGCAACUAUGGGAAUGCUGUCUUCGGCGGUGUUUGUGCUGGCGAUGAACAACUACGGCCCCAUCGCUGAUAACGCUGGAGGUAUCGCCGAGAUGAGUCGUCAGCCGGACUACGUGCGUGAUGCUACGGACAAGCUGGAUGCUGCUGGCAAUGUGACAAAGGCUAUUACUAAGGGAUAUUCGAUCGGCUCGGCUGCUCUUGCUUGCUUCGUGCUGUUCGGCGCUUUCAUGGACGAGUUCUCAGAGUUCGCUGGUCGCGAGUUUAAGACGGUGGAUAUUGCUACGGUGGAGGUCCUGGUUGGCGGUCUGCUGGGUACUAUGAUGGUCUUCUUCUUUACUGGACUUGCUGUUGCUGCUGUGGGCGAGACCGCUGGUGAGGUUGUCAAUGAAGUGCGCCACCAGUUUGAGAUUUACCCGGGAAUUAUGGAGUACAAGGCGAAGCCCGACUACCGCACUUGCGUCGCGCUUGUCACCGAGGCUGCAUUGAAGCAGAUGCGUUUCCCAGGGUUGCUUGCUGUGCUGAUGCCAGUCUCUGUCGGUAUUAUCUUCCGUGUGAUUGGUGAGUACCAAGGGAAGCCACUGUUGGGAGCUGAGGCUUUAGCUGGCUACCUCAUGUUCGGUACGGUGACCGGCAUCAUGAUGGCUCUGUUCCUCGACAACGUGGGCGGCGCGUGGGAUAACGCCAAGAAAUACGUCGAGUUGGGCAACUUCGGAGGCAAAGGCAGCGAGGCGCACAAGGCUGCUGUCACUGGCGACACAGUGGGUGAUCCGUUCAAGGAUACGGCUGGGCCUGCGCUGCACGUGGUGAUCAAGUUGUUGUCCACGACGGUGCUGGUGUUCGGCCCCCUAUUCGUGUCGCGUGAAUAAGGGACACUAUACAGUUUUGUGGUGCCGAGCUGGGGACGUAAUGACCGUAACCUCGAUGAAAAAAAAAGGAAAUACUGGGUAGCAAUGUGCUUAGCUCUCGUGUCCUACAUGUAAACAACGAUUUCUAGUCCAUUCGACUAGUAUGUUCUCUUGUUAUCAGGCUCUCGAU
Phytophthora nicotianae INRA-310 is the source of this 2770-nucleotide messenger RNA. Its product is annotated as V-type H(+)-translocating pyrophosphatase. Gene Ontology annotation, molecular function: inorganic diphosphate phosphatase activity; diphosphate hydrolysis-driven proton transmembrane transporter activity. NCBI's taxonomy places the organism in Eukaryota, Oomycota, Peronosporomycetes, Peronosporales, Peronosporaceae. Gene Ontology annotation, biological process: proton transmembrane transport. The record is from RefSeq and is a predicted model, not a curated record. Gene Ontology annotation, cellular component: membrane. Bases 196 to 2601 code for a protein of 801 amino acids. The transcript has 2 exons.